Molecule: messenger RNA, 2002 nt
Organism: Guyanagaster necrorhizus
Lineage: Eukaryota; Fungi; Basidiomycota; Agaricomycetes; Agaricales; Physalacriaceae
Exons: 15
Coding region: 388-1887 (499 amino acids)
Source: RefSeq, a predicted model, not a curated record
GAAUUCUCAGAGUAGAGGUCGGUUAGUUCGAUUGGAUGCUUCCAACGCUAUACAACUAUCUGUCGUCAAGCCUUUUGGAGGUGUUUUUUUUUCUUUAGCCAACACCGAAUCGCUCUGAGAAAGUUAUUGAAACCGGAAAUCGGCACACAAUGCUUCCGAGAAUCGCUGAAUCCACAUUCUAGGACUGCUCGGAAUUUUUAAGUCAUCUAUCUAUCGCUCUUGUCGUUAGACCGUUCUAAACGGGACAACAUUGGCACCUAACGCGUGUAAGCCGCCAUCAGUUGCCAGCACCAUGCUUCACAUAAGAAGCAGCCGGUCCCAAUCUUCACUAUCCCUACCCUUUGUUCUGGUCCCCCCCCAGCUGUCCUGCCGUUGCUUCUGGCGACUAUGGGUUCGAAUGCGACGUCGACCGACACCGAACUAGGUCUAGGGUCCGACCUGACACUGGAACCUGCCCCAUCAGAAGACACACGUCCCGAGGAGAAGGCUACUGUGGUGAAAGUCGAGAAUGUGACCCUGGAGAAGAAGCUUGACAAUAAAUUUAUCACCACUGCUAUCCGACCCAUUUUCACGUCCAGGGCUCCGACGAAGACGAAGAAGAAGGUGUCGUUAUGGAUUAGGUGGACUUUAUGGUUUAAUACGUACAGGAAGUUUUUCACUUUCACGUUCGGUUUGAACAUGAUAGGCUUAGGCUUAGCUGCCUCGGGACACUUUCCCUAUGCCAUCAAGUUCUCUGGCGCUAUGGUUGUGGGUAAUCUCAAUUUUGCGAUUUUGAUGCGAAACGAAAUUUUCGGUCGAAUCCUAUUUUGGGUAGUGAACUUUUGUUUCGCGAAGUGGACCCCACUGUGGUGGCGUUUGGGUUGCACCUCUGUUUUGCAGCAUCUUGGCGGUAUACACAGCGGUUGUGCCCUAUCUGGCUGUAUCUGGUUACUCUUCAAAGUAGUGACCCUCUUCACCAUGCUUAGUGUCGAGCAUGACGCCAUACUCAUCAUGGGAGUGAUCACGAAUACUGCUGUUAUAAUCAGCGCGCUCAGUGCUUUUCCGUGGGUCAGAAACACACACCACAACGUAUUUGAACGCCACCACCGAUUUGCUGGUUGGAUCGGUCUUCUUUCAACGUGGUCGUUUGUCAUUCUUGGGGAUAUUUACGAUCCCGUCACACGUCGAUGGAAUCUCGACGGAGUGGCUCUCAUUCGACACCAAGAUUUUUGGUUUACGGCAGGGAUGACUAUCUUCGUCUCUCUCCCAUGGAUAUGUGUACGUGAAGUCAAGGUUGACAUCGAAUUACCCUCACCGAAAGUUGCCAUCCUUCGUUUCGAAAGAGGGAUGCAACAAGGUUUACUGGGAAGGAUCAGUCGGUCUUCAAUAAUGGAGUACCAUGCCUUCGGGAUUAUUUCGGAAGGCACGCACGCCAAGUACCAUUAUAUGAUAGCGGGUGUACAAGGGGACUUUACGAGGACUCUUGUCAAUGAUCCCCCGAGGACGUUGUGGACACGACAGGUUAAGUUCGCAGGUGUUUCCAAUACAUCUACGCUGUACACAAGAGGCAUCCGCGUCUGCACAGGCACUGGGAUUGGUGCCGCCCUUUCGACCUGUAUCCAGUCUCCAAACUGGUUCUUAAUAUGGAUUGGUUCUGACCAAGAGAAGACGUUCGGACCCACCAUCAGCGGAUUGAUUCAUAAGUAUAUUGAACCAGAGAGAUUCAUCCUUUGGGACACUAAAGAGCGAGGCGGGCGACCAGACACCAUGAAGCUGGUCAAAGAAGUAUACAGCUCGUUCAAUGCCGAAGUUGUUUUCAUAACGUCAAAUUAUAUCGGUAACACUGAAAUCAUGCAAGGAUGUAAAGAGGCUGGCAUACAUGCCUUCGGGACAUUGUGGGACUUCUAACCUUGUCGACUCGUCCCCAACAUCUUUGCAUAUAUGUUGAGAUUUAAGAAGGUUCGGCAAACUUAAAUAUUUGGCCCGCGCUGUUGUAGAUAUACUGAUCCGAUGAAUGUACCAC